AUGGCUGAAGGAGUUUUAUUCGAACAUGCAGGCAGAGUCCUUGGAGUGCUGACUUCUUUAACUCUCCAAGAGAUUCAGUUGUCCUUGGGUGCCAAAGCUGAGCUUGAAAAUCUAACGAAUACGGUUUCCACCAUCCAAGCUGUGAUUCUAGAUGCAGAAAAGCGGAGUUCUCAUAACCAUGAGAUCAAAGACUGGCUUAGAAAGCUCAAAGAUGUCAUUCAUGAUGCAGAUGACUUGUUAGAUGACUUCUCCACUGAAGUUUUGCGGCACAAAGUGAUGGUUGGAGAUGUGAUGACAAAGGAGAUAUGUAUUUUCUACUCAAAUUCAAACCAGCUUGUUUUUAGUCCUAAGAUGGGUCAUAAAAUCAAGGCCAUUAGGGAGAAAUUAAAUGGCAUUGCAGAUGAGAGGACCAAGUUCCACUUUAUGGAAAGCCCCAUUGAGCCUCAAAUGAUUAAUAGGGAAAGAGAAACUUAUUCUUUUGUGCCAGAAGAAGAAGUUGUUGGGAGAGAAGAUGACAAAAAUGCAAUUGUAGAAUGUCUUUUGGAUAAUAAUGUUGUAGAAAAUGUUUCAAUUAUUUCGAUAGUUGGAAUGGUUGGGUUAGGUAAGACCACACUAGCUCAACUCAUAUACAAUGAUAAGAUUGUUAAUAAAACUUAUGAGUUGAAACUUUGGAUUUGUGUCUCUAGUAACUUUGAUGUAAAACAAAUUGUUAAAGCAAUUUUAGAACAUUUGAUUGAUGAGAAGCUUAAAGAAAGCCUUGAAAUCUUGCAAACACAACUUCGAGAAAAACUUAAUGGAAAAAAAUAUUUGCUUGUCUUGGAUGAUGUGUGGAACGAGGAUAAUAAUAAAUGGUUUCUCUUGAAAAAUUUGUUAAUGGUUGGUGCAAGGGGAAGAAAAGAUGAACAUGGAAAUGUUAUAUGGUGCAAAAUGCAUAAUCUCAUGCAUGAUCUUGCAACUUUGGUGUCUGGGAUGGAAAGUGUUGCAUUAAAUUCAAAUGGGGAAAACAUUGGUGAAAAAGUUCCUCAUCUAUCAUUUAAUCUUAUGGAUCCAAUCACCAUGCUUAAUGGAAGGAAGAUGCAAACAGUUCUUGCAUCUAGUGUAGGGGGAAAUUUGGGUAAUUUAACUUGUGAUGCACUUGUUUCAAAUCUUAAGUAUUUGCGCACAUUGGAUUUAAGCAAUUUAUGA
This is a messenger RNA of Quercus lobata, 1185 nucleotides long. RefSeq names its product putative disease resistance protein RGA4. Bases 1 to 1185 code for a protein of 394 amino acids. The record is from RefSeq and is a predicted model, not a curated record. Gene Ontology annotation, molecular function: ADP binding. NCBI's taxonomy places the organism in Eukaryota, Viridiplantae, Streptophyta, Magnoliopsida, Fagales, Fagaceae. The transcript has 2 exons.